Messenger RNA from Beauveria bassiana ARSEF 2860, 819 nucleotides. RefSeq names its product LUC7 protein. Gene Ontology annotation, biological process: mRNA splice site recognition. Gene Ontology annotation, cellular component: U2-type prespliceosome; U1 snRNP. The record is from RefSeq and is a predicted model, not a curated record. The transcript is spliced from 2 exons. NCBI's taxonomy places the organism in Eukaryota, Fungi, Ascomycota, Sordariomycetes, Hypocreales, Cordycipitaceae. Gene Ontology annotation, molecular function: mRNA binding. Bases 1 to 819 code for a protein of 272 amino acids.
AUGGCUGCGGAACAACGAAAGCUGCUCGAGCAGCUCAUGGGCGCAUCCGUGACGUCGCAAGCCGCCAAAGUUUCCUUCUCCGACCCGAAGCUGUGUCGCUCCUACAUUGCCGGCACAUGUCCUCACAUUCUCUUCACCAACACGAAGCAGGACCUGGGACCCUGCCCGAAAAUCCACUCGGAAGCUCUAAAGACCGAGUACGACGCCAUGUCUGAACGCGAAAAGAGCAAGCUCGGUUUCGAAUAUGAUUAUAUCAGACACUUGUACCAGUAUAUCGACGAGUGCAACAGAGGCAUCGAGGCUGCCCAACGGCGCUUAAAAAAGACGCCAGAAGAGAUUCGACAGACCAAUGUCAUGUUGAAAGCGAUUUCCGAUCUCAACACGUCUAUUCACAACGGUCUUCUCGAGGUCGAGAUACUCGGCUCCAUGUCGGAGGUUUCGCGUGCGCAAGACGAGCUGUUCCGCGUGCGCCAGGCCAUGCAAGCAAAAGCAGAAAAGGAAAGGGAGCUCAAGGCCCUCGCGGAUACCUCGGGACCCUCGGGCCACCAGAAGCUGCAAGUCUGCGACGUGUGCGGCGCGUACCUCAGUCGCCUAGAUAACGACCGCCGCCUGGCGGAUCACUUUUACGGCAAGAUGCAUCUGGGCUUUGCGCAGAUGCGCAAGACAUAUGAUGCGUUCCCAAGGGAAAUGAAGACUAGGGCUAGGACGAUGCACGACGAUGAUGGUCCCGGCGGCGGUGGCGGCGGUCCAAGGGGACCGAGAGGGCACGGAGGAGGAUACAGAGGCAAAGGUGGUCGCGGCUAUCGCGGCGGAUGGUAG